Molecule: messenger RNA, 6318 nt
Organism: Funneliformis caledonium
Lineage: Eukaryota; Fungi; Glomeromycota; Glomeromycetes; Glomerales; Glomeraceae
Source: the annotation of a GenBank genome assembly
AUGUCUGCUACACCACCCGACUCACCAUAUGCUUCGCGAGAACAUUCACCAAAUCGAUCUCGUUCGCCGUCACCAUCGCGUUCUAGACGCGAUACACCAAAUCGAAACAAAAGUUUCGGUAUACUUGAACGCAUAUUAGAAGUAUUAUAUGAUAUUGUUCAAAAUGACUGUCGUUAUAAAGUUAUUACACCAAGGCCAUUUCGUCCACCUAAUGCUUUACAAUCAAUUGUACUUGAUAUUGCUCACUUAUUAGUAGAUCAAAACCCUUAUUCGCCGGGUUGGCUGUAUGAAUUGGGAAUGGCAAUAAUACCUGGGUUUAAUUUUUUUAAUGAUAUCUUACGUGCAAGGCUAUUAAUAUUUUAUACUGAUUUCUUAAUCCCACAUUUGAUGGCUUGUCAAAGGGAAUUUAUAAGUGAUGAUUUAACUUCUGCGUACCAUGGAAAGUCCAAUGGAAAGAUCACUAUGAAUGGCAGGUUUAAUUUAGCAGCACCAUCUCAUUCACCACGUUCGGAAAUUUUGUUAAAUUCUGAUGCCGAUAUAUUAGAUGAUGAACAUAGUUUUUAUCGUAGGCAGAGUGCGGCUAGAAAGUUAUCAAGAAGACUUUCUAUUUCAUAUACUGGAGAUCUUGACAUUGAUGCUUAUUAUAUUGAUUCAAUGUUUACUCCUUUAUUAUAUUCGAUUAUGCAAUUUAUUUCAGUUGAGAAUUCUUCUUUAGAAACUUUAUAUCAGAUGCAUCGAACUAUUGAAGUUAUGGUUCAAAAUAAGCCAGACCUCUAUAAUGAUGUUAUAGAAAUCAUUGCACAUGGUGAUACAAUUAGUCGUAAUCAGGCUGUAAAUAUUUUAUUUUACUUUUGGAGAAAUAGUACUGGACAUCUUUCAAUUGGAGAAGCUCUUCCAAGUGUGGGAUAUAUGCAUGAUUUGUUGGCUAAGGAGAAAAAAAAUGAUAUUCAAGCAAAUUCAAAGAGUGUUUCAAAAUCUGUUAUAAAAGAUGUUCAUAAUCAUCAAUUUUUGCCGCAUAUUUUUAUUGACAUUCAAGACAGCAAGGACAAUAAUCAUGCUUCUAUUACUGGUACAUCUAUAGCGGAUAUGCAUGGUCAAUUUAUACCUACUGAACAUCCACAUGCGUGUGUUCAAUGCUUUAAGCCGGUAUCUGAUUUUGGUUUAAGAUGUGGUGGCUGUAAACUAAAUGUUCAUUUUACAUGUUAUAAUUUAACUGAUGGAGGAUGUUUGGCAGAAUAUUUGUUUAAUUCAGGAGUACAAAAGUUAUCAACUCCAAGAUAUUGUGACAUAGCUCGUGGUUCCAGAGAAGUCAUAUGCAAUGAUACUUCGAAAAACAAUAAUUUUCAGACUGUUAUCAUUUCUGAGACUGUUGCCGGACACACUUUUCGCCUCGCAAAUUUUUUUACUUUGGUAUUAUGUAUAGUUUGUCGAAUGCCUUUAUGGGGUGUAAUGCAUCAGGGUUAUCGGUGUGAAACUUGCAAUAAAUUUAUACAUCUUCGAUGUAUGAAAUCAGGCGAAUUGAAAAAACAAUUCUCUUGUCAAUCUUCGCCCAUGAAUGAAAAUGACGCAUUGAUAGAACGCGAUAUGCUUUGUCUUAGUUUUAAAGCUUAUUACGAGAAUAUCUUGAUACCCGAAGAAAACCUUUCUAAUUAUAGCUUUGAAGAGUUAUCCAUAAUGAUGACAAUUUUACAAAUGCAAGAGAAUAUAUUGCGUAAUGGAAUUAUGGCUGGAUGUUUGAUUAUCAAACAAAAAUAUCAUAAUCCUCUUAGCCCAAUAACAGAACCAUUUGAACGGUUUAAUGAGUUGCAAGAAUUUCUUGAGCUUUAUAGAUCAUAUCUCGGAGGGAGAAAGGCAUCGUUAUCGGUAAUAUCAAGUGAAUAUUGGGAAGGCAUUGGUAAAGAACCUCCUUUAUGGUUAAUUUCUUGUGAGGAUUAUCUUGCACAUUUAGCAUCUAUUAUUAAAAGUUCGGAUGACUCGGAAUCUGAAUUUGUAGAUCGUCAUUUAAGCGUUUAUACUGCAGCUACAUUAACAGCGUCUUCACCGGAAUAUUCUUAUAAUUCUACAGGGAUUUUGACUAUAAAAGAAAUUAUGAAAUGGUUGCGAAAAAACCUUGGAUUUCAUAGUUCUUAUGCUUCGAAGAUGUUCUUGCAGCAAAUGGCUAACUAUGGAUUUUUGGAACGAAUUAAUGGGCAUCCCGUAUUAUUUAAUGAUGAAUCUGAAGGAAAGCAGUUGGGAUAUGAUGUCACAUUUCCUUUACCGUUUGUAAUUGAAUGUUCUCCAACGGUAGAGUCUUUAAUAACUGCAAUUAGUGCAUGCUUACUGGAUAUUAGCAUUUCAACAAACGAAUGUGGAUUAUUAUUGAUGACAAGACGUUGUUGGCCAGAUUCUUUUUCGUCAAGAUACGUAUUAGAAAGAUUAAUUUAUGCUGUAAUCAAAUGGGUAUGUGAUGAAGAUGAUAAGCUACUUAUAAUUGCACGUGAAUAUACUCCAUCUCAUCUCAAACUUCCUGGAGUUCGUGAUGAAAUGGAGGAUAAAAGGGGAGGUGCAAAUCAAAGAACAUCAUUAUUGAUAUCUAGUUCUGCUGGUGGUGGUGCUUAUAUCAUAUGUCGUAAAAUGUUGAGAGAAAAAUAUAUAAUGAACUGGAUGUCUGCAAUUCAUGAUAUGAAUCAGGGAUUGUUUUGUGAUAUCGUUUUUGACCAAAUAGAAAUGUUGGAUGAUAACAAAGAUGAAGAAGAUGUUGUAAAAGAAACCGAACUUCAAAGUCAUGAUCGUAUAUUAAAAUUUAUGAUUAGAUUAUGGCAUGCCGGGCUACUUUUUUCUGCAGUUAAUGAUAUGAUUGCACGGUGGUUAGAUGACGCUUAUCAUAUAAUGAAACAUCAAUCCAAUAUUUUUGUGGAAUUGAAAACCUUAUAUAAAACCUUUAACGUGUCAAAAUCAUCAAUGCAGCGAUAUAGUACUACGGAUCAAAUGCUUUCAAACGAAAAUUACGGCGAGAUAACAGAUCCCAUUGUUUUAUUAACACAGCUUUUCAAAGGAGAUGCCGUUGAAUUAACUCGAGCAUUGCAGUGGAUGGAAGUGAUGGUUCGUUCCGGUGUUGGCCUUCCAGGUUCGAUGUUUUCUGAUUUCCUUCCAUAUUUGGCAAAUCUUACGCCAUCGAUCGAACAGUACGUUACAUUUAUGGAGGUUAUGUGGUAUCAAGUUAUGAACGGCCUUGGGCAGCUUCUUGUACGAAGUAACAUUCAAAAAAUUAUUUUGGACGUUAAUGAAUUGGCUUUUGAAAUGGUCCAAAAAAUAAACGAAGAGGGAUACGGUACAGAAAUUGCUAGUGCGAGAUCUUUUAUCAAAGUUACACUUGCAUUGUCUUUAUAUUCUUAUAGCUGCCCAUUAGAAAUGAUAUAUAACAUCGGAAUAUUUGAUUCGCUACCCGAAAAGCCAAUUAGUUUAAGUCAACAUAAAAGGUUAUCUAAUCUUAAGGACUCAACUCCUGGAUCAAAUAUUACUGCCGAUAAUCCUUUAAUGUUAUGCUUGUUGAAGUACGCUAGAUUAGAAAAGCUAGAAGUUCGCGGAGAUAUAGUGAAAGGAUUUUGGAGAUUUUAUACUUCGGCAGGUCUAAUAUUCAAUAAAAAUGAAUUUAUUAAUAGUUGUAUUCCUAAACUUCUUCCAAGUGUAUGGGAGGAACUGUCUCCAUUAUAUGACCUAUCAUCAGACAUGACUUUGCAACUAUUGAUGAGAAUUGUUUGGGCAGAUUCUGGAUUCUUUCUUGCUUCAGUCAGUAAAGUAUUCGAACAUUCUAGUUGGGAAGUUAGAUUCGAUGGUCUUGAUAACUUGUAUGGGCUGUUUUCUAAGUUGGAAGAAAGACAUGAAAUACAAAGAGCCGGAGUUUUCACUUAUUUAGGACCAAUAUUUAGUUACUUUGUUGGAUGUUUAUGGGAUGAGGAGGAAUUUGUUAGGACAAAGGCGAUAAGUUGUAUAAAGUCAAUGCAACCGCGACACGUGCGUCUAGCUUUAAAAUGUUGGGAAGGAUAUUUUUAUAUAGCAAGUAUUCAUGCUUUAACUCAAGAAAAUGAUGAAGCUGAACAAGUUUCCACUGUUGAUAUUUUGGAAAGUUAUAUGAGACCAGAUAGUAUUUUGGUUAUAGGAUCGAAACAACAAGCUCAAGAUGCUGGAAAUUCUACUCCAGGACAAAGAGUUGCUGAAUUACAAAAUUUGAAAGUUAUAAUGCUAACGCUUGCCCUGCAGAUGUUAGCAAAUGGCAUUGAAAUGACUCAAGAUCAAAUAAAUAGAUUAAAAUAUUUGGUGUUAAUUCAUUUAGGGUUUAAAAAUGCUAAAUUGGAAUUUGUUAAUGGAAAGCUAGAUAUAACCUCGAUUGGAGAUUUUGAAUAUAUUCCCGAUGAUUUUACACAAAAUAUGAUGAUGAUAUCAUGUUUAGGAAAUCUUAAGAGAGUAUUGGAUGCACCAAUUUAUUUAAAGCCAUCAAAUAAUGCCGAACCAGAACAAGAAGAAGAAUUAGCAGGAGGGUAUUUUGUAGAUGUCGUGUUAGAGUUAUUUAAUUCUUCAGUGGAUAUGUCAACUUUAAGUCAUCUUAUGCUUAAAAGUUGGAUUGAAUUAUUACUUAUAAUUGUUUAUAAGCAUAAGAUUGAGGAGAAACAUAAUAAUCAAUUAGAAGAACGUUUAGUGAGUGCUAUGAGGAAAGCUUCUGAAUUACUAUCAAAAGAUAUUACGGAAGAAAAUAAACAACUUAUUAUAGAGGUUUCCACCACCUUAUUAAGAAGAGCUCCAAUGCUAACGGUGAACAUUUUAGGAAAAUAUAUUAUUACAUUGGGAAAGUUAUUGACAAAACUAGAAAAUAACUCAUCAAGUUCUUUAGUUAUGAGUGCAAAGAUAUUUUUACGAACUGCCUUUUUAAGUUUUGCAAGGAACGGAUUGUUUGUUUUAAUUUUUAAGAAUCAAAGCGUUGCCGAUGAAACUAAUACUGAACUUGAUAUGUUUCGAGUAUUACGUGAGAUAAUAAAGGAUGAAGUUAUUCCGUCAGAAGAUGAAAAUGCUGAACCAGACUAUCUUCGUGUCGAGCCAAUAAGAGACGUGAUGAAUCAAUUAUUUAAAUUUACAAAUAGUAAAAUUGUCUCGACCGUCUUGUAUAACUUGAAUAGAUACGUUGAAUUGGAUAACCCGCUUUAUGCAAAGCAUUUGAUUCAUCCUGUAAGGAACUUUUUGAAACACGUAAUUAAUAAAUGUGGACCUAAGAUAGAAUCAUUUGUAAAAGUUUUGGCAGCUUAUAAUGCAAUAAUUGAAGUCUCCCCAUCUGGUACUAUAAAUGUUUUUGGUGAAGUGAUACUUGAUGAAAUAAAGGCAUUUUAUAAGGGAGCCAGAAACAGAUUGAAUCGAGAUACUUUAGUAAUAUUAUUACAGCUUGUAUUAUGGGAUAUGCAACCAUCGGCACAUUUAUGGUUUAAAAAUAUUGAACAAAGAAUUAAACUAAAUUUUACAAAUCAACCACGCAAACCUUUUUUUUCAAAUGUUUCGGAAUUUUUAUUCGAAGAUUGUAUAACUUUCUUAGAAAAUCCUCCUAUAAUAAAACAAUAUUCGAAACAAGAUUUUAAAGUCGGAGUAUGUGCAAGUCAAUUAGCCGUUGCCAUGAGUAGUCAAAAAUAUGAAUUAUUGAAGAAGGUAUUUUUAUGGCAAAAGCCAACGGACUCGAGACGUACAAUUAGAUUAUUGAAUUGGAUUUUUUUGGGAAUUUUAAAAGCGGAUUCUUCAGAAGGAUUAAUUACAAUAAUAUACGAUUUUCAAGAUAAUAUUUCAGAUUUAUUGUCAAUUGCACUUAAAUCGCCAUUGAACGAUUUUGAAGCAGGGGAUGUAAAUUAUUUAUAUACACCAUCAGGAGAAUUGGCUUAUCAAUCAUUUGUUUUAGUAAAAAUUUGGACGAUUCUUUGUUUACAAAAUUCUGAACCAAAAGAGAAAAGCAAAGUCAGCGAAGCACCUAGAGCACAUCAAAGGUUAGGUACUAAUUUAACUAUGACUGAAAGAAGGUUUUGGAACUUUAUUUGGCCCAAUAUUAGAAAACAAUUGAUUAGUGUUAUUGACGAGAAUAAUAUUCUGCCUAACGGAAUUCCUUAUUGGGAGAUGUUUAUGGACUUGAUAACAUUUCUUCAUUUAAUCGGUAGUGAUAUUGUUAUGUUAUAUUCUCAGGAAUGGUGUACGCUUUUAGAUAGUCUCAUUAAUGAGAAUGAAGAAGAGAACAGGGAAUUUCACCAUAAAAUCAAACAAGCAAGAUCAAUGUUUGAUGACCCACCGUUAAUGAUGCAACAAGAGAUGUAG